Molecule: messenger RNA, 895 nt
Organism: Rubroshorea leprosula
Lineage: Eukaryota; Viridiplantae; Streptophyta; Magnoliopsida; Malvales; Dipterocarpaceae
Source: the annotation of a GenBank genome assembly
AUUAAAUUAAAUGGAAAUUAAAUAAAAAAUUUUCCCUCAAAAUCAUUUUGCUCGUGGGAAUAGGCCCACCUUAAACUUUCGAGAGCAAAAAUCCCUACAUUUUCUGGAACGCCCAAAUCUUGAUUUCAGGAACCCCCAUCCCAUCUCUUUAGCUCAGAAGGCAAUUUGAGAGAAAUGGAUGGUGAAAAGAAAAAUGUACCAAGUAUUUCCAAGGGGUUGCUACAGAGUGAAGAACUGUAUCAAUAUAUACUGGAGACAAGUGUGUAUCCCCGCGAACCUGAGCCUUUGAAAGAGCUUAGAGAUGUCACUGCUAGGCAUCCAAGAGCUGGAAUGGGUACUGCUCCUGAUGCAGGUCAAUUAAUGGCCUUGCUCUUGAACCUAGUUGAUGCCAAAAGAACAAUUGAGAUUGGAGUCUUCACAGUUCUGAAAACGGUUAAAAUACUUAAGCAAGCUUGCAUGCAGGUGAAUCAUCUUGACUUACAAUCCCGACGGCAAUAACAUUCUGAAUUUCUGGACAUUAAAAACAGGGGGUUACUUGGUACAUUUUUCUGAUACUUUUUUCAAUUGCUCAUAUGUGUUAAUUGGAGUUUGGUAUCUCUACUCUACAUCAAUAUUAGGUGUGGGAUUAUCGUAACGCUGUUAGAUUCAAGUUGUUGUCAGUUGAAUACUUCUGUUUCAUCAACAUUUUGUACUGUAAUCCAUAUGGUAUGUCUUUCUGUUUCACUUGUUCUAUUCAGUCGGACCUAAUUAUUAGGAUAUGUGGUUUUAAUUUAAUCAGGAUUUCCUUCGUUGUGAAAAAUAAAUGUGGGCCUCUUCAACUUAGCAAUGGUAUUCAACGUUUUGUUUCAAUUUUACCUCUUUUAUUGAAUGCUUUUAAUAAAUUUUUUAUUACACA